AUGAUUCUUCAUCAGUAUGAUUACAUCUUUGCCAUCGGCACUCUCUUUGCCUUCUUGGAUGCCUUCAACAACGGAGCCAAUGAUGUGGCAAACUCAUGGGCUACCAGUGUCUCCUCGAGAUCCGUCUCCUAUCGCCAGGCCAUGAUUCUCGGUUUCGUCUUCGAGUUCCUCGGCGCUGUCACUGUCGGUUCCCGUACCGCCGAAACAAUCAAGAAUGGCAUCAUCCCCGUCGACUCCUUCCAAGGAAAUGCCGGAGUCCAGAUGAUGGCAUUCACCAUCGCCCUGGUUGCGGCGUCUUCUUGGGUGAUGUGGUGUACCCGCCAUUCCGCCCACGUCUCUUCGACCUACUCCCUGAUAUCUGCCGUAGCCGGUGUGGGUGUUGCUACCGUUGGUGCCUCCAAGGUCCAGUGGGGCUGGAACGGUGGAAAGGGUCUGGGUGCUAUCUUCGCUGGUCUGGGAAUGGCUCCAGUCAUCUCAGGCGGCUUCGCCUCCGUCAUCUUCAUGCUCAUUAAGGUGAUCGUGCACAUGCGUCGCAAUCCCGUUCCAUGGGCUGUCUACAGCUCGCCUUUCUGGUUCCUUGUCGCUGCUACUAUCUGUACCCUGUCUAUCGUCUACAAGGGUUCUCCUAAUCUGGGUCUUUCCAAGAAGCCCGCUUGGUAUAUCGCUGCAGUCACGCUGGGCACUGGUGGCGGUGUCUUUGUCGUGGCUACUCUCUUCUUCCUGCCCUUCCUCCGUGCACGCAUCAUCAAGAAAGAUUACUCGGUCAAGUGGUAUAUGAUUCCCCUCGGUCCUCUGCUUUGGAACCGCCCUGUCCCUGUUGAUGGGGAGACCGCCAAGGUCCCGAACUACGCCGUGAUUCAGGAUGAAUACGACGAUGAGCACUCGACUCGCACCCACGGCUCUAUCGACAAGGACGCCCAGACUUCCGCACUUCCUGCCGAUGACCAAGAGAAGCAGCAUGAGCGAAGCCUGGUUGCUUCUGAGACUCACCAGCUUACUUAUAAGGAGAUCAUGGCCCAGUCCGAUGCGAAGCACCGAGAGAAGCUUCUUGCAAGCCGCGGUCCCCUUGGCUGGGCUAUGCGCUACCUGCGUGACAACCCUAUGGGCCCUGGCGAGCUGUAUGAACUUCGCAACAUCGUGACCCUUCUAAAGCGCACUCCUCCGACCAUUGUUUGCGCUCUUCUGUAUGGUUUCCACUACGAUAUUCACACAGCCCAGAGCGGUACCUCAGGAACCCCCGAGGGAGAGCGCAUGAAGCGUGUCUAUGCUGCUGCUGAGAAAUAUCCUAACGAGGUCGAGCACACCUACUCCUUCAUCCAGGUUAUCACUGCCUGUACGGCUUCCUUUGCCCACGGUGCCAACGACAUUGGAAACUCUGUCGGCCCCUGGGCUGCUAUCUACGCGACCUGGUCCACUGGUCAACCUACUGAGAAGAAGGCAACUGUCCCCGUCUGGCAGCUGGCUGUUCUUGCGAUUUGGAUCUCCAUUGGUCUUUGCACGUACGGUUACAACAUCAUGAAGGUCAUGGGUAACAAGAUUACUUACCACUCUCCCAGCCGUGGGUCUUCCAUGGAGCUGGGUGCUGCCAUCACUGUUCUGGUCUUCUCUCAGUACUCCCUCCCCGUCUCGACCUCCAUGUGUAUCACUGGUGCCACUGUUGGGGUCGGGCUUUGCAAUGGAAAGCUGAGUGCUGUCAACUGGCAACGUGUGGGUCUCCUGCUGCUGGCUUGGAUCAUGACCAUUCCCAUCGCCGGCACCCUUGGUGGAUGUCUCAUGGGUCUUUUCAUUAAUGCGCCUCACUUCUCGUCUUGA
Messenger RNA from Penicillium chermesinum, 1812 nucleotides. RefSeq names its product inorganic phosphate transporter. The transcript is spliced from 3 exons. Lineage: Eukaryota; Fungi; Ascomycota; Eurotiomycetes; Eurotiales; Aspergillaceae. The coding region runs from base 1 to 1812 and encodes 603 amino acids. Gene Ontology annotation, cellular component: membrane. Gene Ontology annotation, biological process: phosphate ion transmembrane transport. The record is from RefSeq and is a predicted model, not a curated record.